AUGAGUAGCCCAGCCCCAACGGUUAUUUCUACCGUCACCGAGCUCAUAGCUACUACAACGAUAUCGACAAUUCAGCCAACCAAGACAGUUUAUGACAGAGAUCCUUACCUAGACUAUCAACCUGCGUUUGCGUACAGCUUACCCGUCCAGUUUCUCCUGACUGGAGCCAUCCUAGCCGUCUGUAUCAUCCUGCUCAUACAUCUUGUGUUCACAGUACCCUAUCAUUGGCCUCUCGCAAGACUUAACUAUGUGCUACAAAUGGCAGGAGUUUGCUCGCUAUUGCUCAAUUUAGGCAUUACACUUAGUGUCAUACUUUCGGACGUGCAUGCUACUAGUCGGGAGUGGCCCUACAUGCUCAACUAUGUCGCUGUCGAUGUUCCAUUAACAAAUUGGACUCAAGUUGGUGCAGGAUGGUGGUAUGCUCUUGAUGCAGUCACCUCGGGCUUGGCACAUAAGCAUGGCGUACCGAUGGCGGCACUGCUAUUUUUGGUCGCUAAAGUUCCGCCAGUUUGGGUUCCGCCUUUACUCUGGGGAGUUGUAUUAUGGCAGAGUUUCCUAGGAUGGUGGUGGUACGUUGGAUCUGCCGCACCAGAGCCCCCUCCUCGUGUACGCAGUAAGAAGAAGCGCAAAGGAAAAGGCCGAGGGGGAGAAGAGGGAACUCGGCUGGGAAGAGUAAAAACCCGCCUUGGCUUUGGGGAUGGCGAUAAUCAAAAACUGAGAAGAAGGGCAAGAACAGGCGAAGCAAACCUAAAUGCCUCAUCCUCGCAAGAGCGUGACCAUACUAGAAACUCUAGAUCCUCAUCACCUGAUUGGAGCUCCGCUAACGAAAAGAACCAGCCUCUACCACCCAAAGCGCCACCAACAAUAUGGUCCUCCAUGGCAAAUCGUAUACCAGAUGUCAUCUGGUCGUGGUUCCACCGACUGCGGCAAGAACAUAGGAAUGCUGCCGAAUUACAAGCCGUUGAAAACGAACAAAAACGAUUUGAAGUAUAUGGCGACGAACGCUCGAGAGGAGUUCCGGGAAGUGGCUGGGGCCUAGGAAGUUAUGCUCUACGAGCAGAUCCGGCAAACGAAGAAUACGAUCGCCACGAUAGGUCAAGGAGCAAUAGACUUCCGGAUGAGACAGACGACAAUGACAUCGAGCUACGAAACAUGGGAGACUCUGACGACCGUGAAAACCGUGCACAGCUAGUAUGGGAUGAGGAGGAGGAAAGAAGAAGAUCUAGACCCAGAAAUAAACCUACGAGACCUGAAUUACAACGGCUUAGCACCCCUGGCACCUCAUGGAGUUGGAAAGGACCGUUCCAAAAAUGGAGGCUAAGAGACGCAAGCACUUAUUGA
Molecule: messenger RNA, 1341 nt
Organism: Acaulospora colombiana
Lineage: Eukaryota; Fungi; Glomeromycota; Glomeromycetes; Diversisporales; Acaulosporaceae
Source: the annotation of a GenBank genome assembly